GUUAAACUAUAAUCUGCCCUUCAUAUUAUUGCAAUGUUACUCACAGCUGUCUUGUUGUGUUUAGUGGCUGCGGUGACUAGUUCACCGCAUGCUGAUUUUAUAGAAGAUCUGUACAGAGAUUCUAAAUUCAGUGCAAGGAUAUCUGAUAAUAUUCUCGAAGACGCCUCUUUGGACGUGCCCGAUCUUGUCAGGAAGUAUCGGUAUCCUUUGGAAGAGCACUUCGUUAGGACCGAAGAUGGGUACAUACUGGGAGUGCACCGCAUACCUCACGGUCGGGACCGCAACAACGUCCCUGGUCCCAGGCCGAUAGUGUUCGUGAUGCACGGCCUAUUUUCUUCCUCCGCAGACUGGGUCUUGGCUGGUCCUGGUUGUGGGUUUGCUUACAUAUUGGCAGAAGAAGGAUUUGAUGUUUGGCUGGGUAACGCGCGUGGCAACUACUACUCUCGUCGCCACGAGCGACUGAACCCUGACGCUAUCCUAAGUACCGCUUUCUGGCAAUUCUCCUGGGAUGAAAUCGGAAACAAAGACUUGCCAGCGAUGAUCGACUAUGCCCUCGCUCACACCGGGAGGGACAGGCUUCACUACAUCGGACAUUCACAAGGCACCACAUCAUUCUUUGUUAUGGGCUCGCUGCGGCCAGAUUACAAUCAGAAAAUUAUUUCUAUGCAUGCGUUCGCUCCCGUCGCAUACAUGGCGCAUAAUCAAAAUCUUCUCUUAAAGGUGCUCUCACGUUAUGCUGACAAUAUUGAGUUUGCUCUCUCCCUUAUUGGAGUUGGAGAAUUUUUCCCGAACAAUAAUGUUAUGACAUGGGCUGGCCAGGCUUUAUGUAUGGAUGAAGUCACAUUCCAGCCUUUAUGUAGUAAUAUACUUUUCCUUAUGGGUGGAUGGAGCGAAUGUCAACAUAAUGCCACAUUGUUCCCUAUAAAGUUGGGACACACCCCGGCCGGCGCCGCAUCCAGGCAGCUAGUGCACUACGCUCAAGGCAUCUCUGGCAAGGAGUUCCGUCGCUACAACCACGGCAGUUGGUUGGCCAAUAGGCGCGCGUACGGCAGUAUAAACCCUCCUCGGUACGACCUUUCUCGGAUCACGACACCAGUGUUCCUACAUUACUCGGACAGCGAUCCUCUGGCUCACGUCAGUGACGUAGACAGACUGUUCCGCGAACUUGGCAGACCUAUCGGAAAAUUCCGAGUCCCGCUAGCAACAUUCAGCCACAUAGACUUCAUGUGGGGCGUCUCUGCUAAGGAACUGCUUUAUAUGAGAACUAUCAACCUUAUUAGAUCAAUGGAUGUUAACGGCUUUGUGGAUGAAAAAGAUUUGACUGACGAAUAACUUUGUACCUCUAAAAUAAAAAAAACA
This is a messenger RNA of Ostrinia nubilalis (European corn borer), 1359 nucleotides long. RefSeq names its product lipase 3-like. Gene Ontology annotation, molecular function: hydrolase activity, acting on ester bonds. Lineage: Eukaryota; Metazoa; Arthropoda; Insecta; Lepidoptera; Crambidae. The record is from RefSeq and is a predicted model, not a curated record. Bases 34 to 1332 code for a protein of 432 amino acids. Gene Ontology annotation, biological process: lipid metabolic process. The transcript has 5 exons.